CACUGGAUAAUGAGGACGCGGCCCCUUUAAGAACCUCCAUGGAUUCUCUUCCCGGAAGGUCUUCAAUAGUCGCUUUUUCCGGAGCUUCGUUCUCUUCGCGUCCGCAGAUUGCUGACAUCACGGCGCAUGCGCGGCCCGGGAAGUUCUUUCUGGGUCUGGGCUAUUUGCUGCACGCGGGACUUUGGCUGCUGCUGCUGCAAAUGCUCUUCUACUCCUUCUUCAAGUCCCUGGUAGGGAAGGACGUCGUGGUCGAGUUGAAGAAUGACUUGAGUAUAUGUGGGACACUGCACUCCGUGGAUCAGUACCUGAAUAUCAAACUCACAGAUAUCAGCGUGACAGAUCCAGAGAAAUACCCUCAUAUGCUGUCUGUCAAGAACUGCUUCAUUCGUGGCUCUGUCGUCCGCUAUGUUCAGCUUCCAGCUGAUGAAGUUGACACCCAACUACUGCAAGAUGCUGCACGCAAAGAAGCCCUGCAGCAGAAGCAGUGAUACCUUCCUCUUUUUUCCCUUUCCGCCCUGACCCUUCCUCAAAAGUGCUGGAGGAUGUGGGAAAGUUAUACCAGUUUCCUUUUGGGAGGGAACCAACUGUGUGUGUCUGUGUGUGAGUGAGUGAGUGUACAUCCAUCCAAGUGUACUGUUGGGUGAGAAAAUGGGUGUGAAUAUUGAUUUCUAUUUCUGUGUCCCUCUUAGAAGCAACCAUCUUGCCCCUUUGAUAUUUUAAGGAGGCCAAAUAUUGUGUUCUAUUUCCACUAGGCAGAUGAACCCAUUACUGGGAUAAAAGCAGUUAUUUUUGUUUUCUAAAUUCUUAGAGCCAGUAACUUGUUUUUGGUUUUCCUAUCAAGUUCUCCCUCUGUUCCAUUCAGCAUUUCAUCUCUGUAGCACUGUUUACUGCUGAGAAAGGUUUGUUGUUCUUGUUGUUUGUGUUCCCAUUUAACCCAUACACACGCUUUCCCAUAGUAUUGCCUCCCAUAACCAGGAGCCUCCAGAUAAUGUUGAAAUACAAUCCCAUCACUCCUGUAUGCAAGUUAGGGAAUGGUCUGGGUUGUAGCCUAACACACCUGGAAGGCCCUUAGUUGGUGGAGAGUGCCAUAGCUUUCUUGUUCUAUACAGCGGUUACAAAGGAUGGCCCAAAGCUAUGCUGUCCUUUAGCUAUGAGCACUUUCCAGAUUCCCACUGCUUAGAGCAACAGAGGUAAUGCUGGCAAGCGUCUGAGAUCAUUAAAGAUUGUGUCAGUGGCAGUCACACUUUUUGGGGAUAUUCCUAAAUGUGCAGCAAGGCACUUUGGUGCCAAUGUCAUUUCUGUCCUACAGUAUAUACUAUUCCAUCCAGUGUCCAUCUGGACUCUCUUAAUAACAAUUAUAUAUAUAUUCAAGUACUCUAAUGUGGUUUUUGUGGCCACUAGAGGGUACUAGAAGCUUAGGCCCACUUCCUUUAAAAGCAAAAGAGGGUUGCUUCAUCACUGGUUUUGUUCCUGUAAAGAGCAAAAGAAACCCCCUUUGUGUUUCUGAUAUUUUGUUAUCUGAGGACUUCUACUAGGCAAAUGUGUCUGAGUUUUUUGUUUUCCAACAGGGCUUUUUUUGAGAGACAAAUAUGUAAAAUUUAAACUGUGGAGGAAUAAAAUGUUGAAUUUCAA
Sceloporus undulatus (fence lizard) is the source of this 1632-nucleotide messenger RNA. RefSeq names its product LSM2 homolog, U6 small nuclear RNA and mRNA degradation associated (gene LSM2). NCBI's taxonomy places the organism in Eukaryota, Metazoa, Chordata, Lepidosauria, Squamata, Phrynosomatidae. The transcript has 5 exons. Gene Ontology annotation, cellular component: catalytic step 2 spliceosome; Lsm1-7-Pat1 complex; P-body. The record is from RefSeq and is a predicted model, not a curated record. Gene Ontology annotation, biological process: mRNA splicing, via spliceosome. The coding region runs from base 39 to 488 and encodes 149 amino acids. Gene Ontology annotation, molecular function: RNA binding.